AUGGCUAUUGGAAUCAGAUGUAAAUAUGGUGUUGUCUUUGGAGUAAAGAAAUUAUUCCUUUCUAAACUUUAUGAAGACAGUUCCAACAAAAGACUUUUUAACGUUGAACCGCAUGUGGGGAUGGCUGUAGCAGGCUUAUUGGCAGAUGCUCGUUCUUUGGCAGACAUAGCAAAAGAAGAAGCUUCCAACUUUAGGUCAAACUUUGUUUAUAACAGCUCAUUAAAAUAUCUAGCAGACAGAGUGGCCAUGUAUGUACAUGCAUAUAUCCUCUACAGAGCUGUUAGACCUUUUGGUUGCAGUUUCACGUUAGGGUCUUACAGUGUGAACAAUGGUGCACAAUUCUACAUGAUAGACCCAUCAGGCAUUUUGUGUGGUUAUUGGGGCUGUGCUAUUGGUAAAGCCAGGCAGGCUGCAAAGACGGAAAUUGAAAAGCUUCAGAUGAAAGAAAUGACCUGCCGAGAUGUUGCAAAAAUACUUUACAUAGUGCAUGAUGAAGUUAAAGAUAAAGCUUUUGAACCAGAGCUCAGCUGGGUUGGUGAAUUGACAAAAGGGAGACAUGAUAUUGUACCAAAAGAUAUAAGGGAAGAAGCAGAGAAAUAUGCGAAGGAAUCUUUGGAGGAAGAAGAUGAAUCAGUUGAUAAUAACAUGUAA
This is a messenger RNA of Chrysochloris asiatica (Cape golden mole), 651 nucleotides long. RefSeq names its product proteasome subunit alpha type-3-like. The record is from RefSeq and is a predicted model, not a curated record. Gene Ontology annotation, cellular component: proteasome core complex; synapse; nucleus. NCBI's taxonomy places the organism in Eukaryota, Metazoa, Chordata, Mammalia, Afrosoricida, Chrysochloridae. Bases 1 to 651 code for a protein of 216 amino acids. The transcript is spliced from 2 exons.